Lytechinus pictus (painted urchin) is the source of this 5443-nucleotide messenger RNA. RefSeq names its product FAD-dependent oxidoreductase domain-containing protein 2-like. The record is from RefSeq and is a predicted model, not a curated record. Bases 1023 to 2927 code for a protein of 634 amino acids. Gene Ontology annotation, cellular component: endoplasmic reticulum lumen. Lineage: Eukaryota; Metazoa; Echinodermata; Echinoidea; Temnopleuroida; Toxopneustidae. The transcript is spliced from 9 exons. Gene Ontology annotation, molecular function: flavin adenine dinucleotide binding; monooxygenase activity.
GUUAAAUGCUACAUUCAUGGAGUUCAUUUAGAAAAUCAGUAUUCAUGAGCGAUUCUUGACAACCUCCCAGUAUAAACGUGACUGCUACAAGACAUCAUGUGCCUUCAGGCAGAGAGAGUGGUGAAAACACACUGGUCGUAAAUCUGUAAACGGAUCAUGUAUCCUUGCUUUCUAUGCUGAGGGAGAUGUUAUGGAUGCAGAGGAUUACAUGUAAUUGCGCUUAAAAUCAGUGCGUGCAUGGAAUGACAAUGAGCGGUGUCCUCGUCCGUGAUCAGAGAGUUUGGUAACAUAUUCCCCAAACAGGCAGGUUGCAUUGAGAUGUCACCGUCACCCCAGCCCGCCAUCCAUUAUUCAUCAUCCCACUGUCUCCGGUUUAAACAGUGUCGGAGCACACGGGAGCGCAUCCCGGCGGGGAAUUAAGAGUUUACGCAAGGCUUUCCGAGGAGGACGGUGCGUGCACGGUCCGCCGCAUCCAUAAUUGAGGUGAGGAGAGCCCACCUAGGUGCAGCUGUGCGGCGCUUCGACAAACAGUCAUUUCACGCUCGCAGGAGCGGGUAAAACAAAUCGCUCUCCAAACACACAUACACACACAUGCAGAGGGAAGUACAUAGAACCUCCUGCAGUUCCAUUCCAGUAGACUGCCAUCCAGCCGUGCUGCAAGAGGUGUGAUUUGAUUUUCAACUUGAGGAAACAUUUAAUGGAAACAACUCUCUCUCUCUCACUCGGCUUUCCUUGGCUUGAUUGCAUUUCCCUAGAGAGAGAGAUGAUAUAUCUGUGAUCCCAUACAUCCUGCUUCGUAUUUCAUUUUGAUUUGAUACAUUAAGGAACUCACCUCCACCUUGUAUGAGAUAUCAAUAUUUGGAGCCAUUCAUCAUUCAUCAUGAAUUUCGAUUACUCUUGCUGGUAACAUUUGAAGGGCACCAUAGAGAUUCAAACAUAUGGUUGUAACCAAACAGCUCCUCCCACAGAUUUUACAAAUUGAUUUCAUUCCAGCCUUUUGCUGUCGCCGAUGAAACAGCAUCAUGGCUAUGCUCCAGAUAAUUCUUCUGUUGUUUUUCAUGAUAUGUUCCUUCCUAACCCCGGCGUAUCUUUCGCAAGAAUCAGCAGCACAACAAUGGAACUAUUGCGUCGUCGGGGCAGGUCCCUCUGGCCUACAGAUGGGGUUCUUUCUGGAGAGGGCGGGGCGCAAUUAUGUCAUUUUUGAGAAGGCAAACAUCAGUGGGGCGUUUUUCACCACCUAUCCUCGACAUCGGAAGUUGAUCAGCAUCAAUAAGAGACAUACUGGAAAGACAAACAAAGAGUUUAAUAUGAGGCAUGAUUGGAAUUCUCUCCUGAGUGAUGAUGAAAGUUUACUAAUGAAGCAUUACUCCAAGGAGUUUUUCCCUGAUGCUGAUAUUUACGUCAAAUACCUGAAUGAUUACACAACCAGACUAGGCCUCAAUGUCCAGUGUAACACAGAGAUAUCCAAUAUAGCUAGACAUGACCUACCUAAUAUGAAUGGACAGUACUUUACUAUGCAAGAUCAGAACGGCAAUGGAUACCAAUGCAGAGUAAUGAUCAUCAGCACAGGUAUGCACAUGCCCAACAAUCCACUGUUCCCAGGGCAUGAACACACAGAUGGCUACGAAGACAUGUCUCUGGACCAGGACGACUACGAGGGAAAGAGUGUUCUCAUCCUUGGGCGCGGUAACUCCGCCUUUGAGACCGCAGACCACAUCAUAGGCUCCACCAACGUAAUCCACGUCAUGGGCAGGUCAAGGGUCAAAAUGGCAUGGGAAACGCAUUAUGUUGGGGAUCUAAGGGCUAUCAACAAUGGGUUGUUGGAUACCUACAUGCUAAAGUCUUUAGACGGCUUGUUAGAGGCAGACCUAUCUGAGCUAUCCAUCCUAAAAAGAGAAGAUGGCCGUCUUCAGCUUGUCCCUCUUGAACAUGAUGAGAUGGAUCUGUCAUCGAUAAACAGGGUCUCCAUUGAUAACUUUGCGUUGAGGGAGCCCUACGAUAAAGUGAUCCGCUGCCUUGGUUUUACGUUUGAUUUCUCUAUAUUUAAUAAUUCUACAACACCUCAGGAAGGGACCAAAAAACGAACCAAGAAGUACCCUUAUGUGAAAGCCAAUUACGAGGCCUCAGGAAUCAGGGGAAUGUUCUUUGCAGGGACCAACACCCAUUCUAUUGACUUCAAGAAGUCAGCAGGAGGAUUCAUACAUGGAUUCAGAUAUACAACACAAGCAUUACAUAAAUUGCUUGAAUGGCGAUACCACAAUAAACCCUGGCCAUCAAUUCGACUGCCGAUGAUGGAGCUAUUAGAUCGUUUAAUCAGACGUCUAAACGAGGCAUCCGGUCUCUAUCAGAUGUUUUAUGUAUUGGGUGAUGUUGUUUUACUCCACAAAGAUACCAUGGAGUUUGAAUAUCUUGAGGAAUUCCCAACUCUCAUGUUGCCAUGGUUACAAAAAGCAUCAGGUCACAACCAUACAGAAGUUCUUGUGGUGAUUAUGGAGUAUGGUAAAAACUUUUCAGGUGCAGGGAAGGAUGUCUUUAGAUCAAACCGGGCAGUUGGAGAGCCCGAAGAUGGCCAUCUAUCCAACUUCCUUCAUCCUGUUAUCUACCAUUACAAGAGAAUCCCAACCCUAGAGGAGAUGAACAAUCGCUCCAAAUGGGAGACCAUCCCCAAACCAGAUUCCAUCCAUCAUUUUGUUGAGGAUUUCUUGACCGACUGGUCAGCGCCCAACAGCCACAUCCUGGUGUUCCGUAGGUUCCUGGAGAAGGUACUUGGGAAGGACAUGCGCUACUUCUUUGACCACCAGUGUCUCCAGUUAUCCCUGACCCAUGCCCAGCUACCCCUCUCUUGCCAGCACUACUGGGCCAACGGUCAGGGGUUACCGGCCACUCAGGCCAUGAUGGACAGCACAGCUCACAUGACAUGGUUCUGAGGGUCACAAUUGCCACUUCCUUUGCAGUACUCCAGUUUAGAAGCCUUAGGAACAUGAUUAACUCCUGUUUUCAGAAACAUUUGUGCUAUUUUUAGGUGUCAAAAUGGUUUGCUUUGCAUUUGGUCUAACAUGUCUUAGUUCUUCAAAUACAUCAAGUUACCACUGUUUUUUUUUUUUUUUUUUUUUGGGGGGGGUUUUGUAAAUCUUUAUUUUAUUAACAUCUUGCUUUGUUACAUCAUCUUGCUAUGGUACAUCUUGCUAUGGUUUUAACAGGGUUCUUUGUCCCGUUCUGUGCUAAAGUUUGGUUUUGUUUAUUCUUGUGUGAAAUGACUUUCACAGACAAUAAUUGUUGAGAUAUUAAUCCCUUUUCUUCUCAAGAUCUGAUAUUAAAUGCUUUUGCAAUGAUCUGGUUGUUCAAAAUUCCUUUAGUUCAUUCUAUAUGCUAAGUAUGUUUGUGUUGUUUUGUAUAGAUCUGUAGUAUGGAAUAUAUUUAUCUGACAUCUUGACUGAACAAUAUAUUAUAAACAGGGUUUUAGAUAUACAUAGAUAUAUUACAUAGGUUAUGUAGAUUUGAUUCAGUGAUAGGUCAAUACGGCAACAAAUGAUCAUAGCGACACAAAUCGCGAUUGUUAUAUUUGACAUCACCUCAGUGAAUGUAACUGUGUUGUAUUUUAAACGGCGGCGGUAUAUUCACCGAGUUGAUUUCACUUGGUGCUUAAAGGCUGUGUAAUUAAGUAUUUUGAUUGAUGUACACCCUAAUGUGAGUGCGUAGAAUGAAUGAAGCGCAGGGUCGCUGUGUUUUUCUAGAAUGACGUAGAUGGAUCAGAGCAGCAGCAAGCAUUGCACGUGUACCCUAAAGACAAUGCACACUCUGAUGGUAAAUUUACAUAGACUAUAUAACAUAUAUUGUAACAUUUCAACUACCUUCGAAGCUAUAUUAUCCCCUUGGGAGAAUAUUUCCCUCCGUGAUUUGUGCUUCAGGCAAAAUAUAAUCCCUUGGGGCAAAAUAUAACUCUUUUAUGGAAAUAAAAUGUUAUAUUCAACCACCAGGUAGGCAAUAUCUGUAUAAUAUUUCAUUCUGUGCAUCACUUUGAAUGUGAACAUAGUUGAGAGAAAUAAAAUUAAUGAUGUCAGAUAGUUGGCGCUAUAUAAAUUCCUAUUAUUAUUAUUUUACAUUUUUAAUGUAUGUAGCAUGCAGGUCUUGCUUGAUAGGUAACAUGUGGAAAAACUUAAGUGCUUUUUCUAGAAUUGCCUUUUUCAAAGUCUUAUAACAUUCAAGUAAAAUCAUGCCAAUUCACAUGUGCCAAAUUUCUUAAAAAGUUUAUAUGACAAUGAAUAUAUCAUUAUUACAUUUGAUGGAUGAAUAUUCUGGAAUUUGGUGACUUCUACAACUAUCUUAAUCAUCUCAGAGCCCAGUCCUUUUGACACAUUUUUUGAGUAUGAGAAUUAUUUUUUUGUUAAGACUAGACCAAAUGUGUAUGCCCAUCAUUUAUCCCUAUAUCUAUACAACUAUAUGUAGUCUAGUUCCCAUGAAACUAUUGAGUUCUUUUCAUUUAUCCAACUUUGUGUGCAAUUCUUUAGUAUUUAUUAUUUGUACAUAAUAGAUGUCUUAUUUUAAUGACGGCACACAGGUUUAUUUUUCUGUUAGUAUGUUAACAUUCUCGUAUAGCAGAUAAAAGGAAGCAGUAUUAUACCCAGCUCCUUAUCUGUGAUGACAAUAAAAAGGUUCAUUCUGUAAAGUGAUAAUGGUAACUGCGCCAUUAUGACUGCUGCCAUGGAAACCUUGAUUUGAGUUUGAGUUUUGAGUGUGAAGCUUUUUUUCCAUGGUAAUUGCCAAAAUUGUAAGGUUUCCAUAAUUUAAGUCCUGAGGGGGGGGGGGGGGGUGGGCGUCCAAAAGAAUAUUGAAUUACAGUUUUUUACAGGAUAAUGUAAAAUAUCAAUGUAUCCCCCAAAUUCUUCAUUUCUUACACUCAUCUGGAGAUUUUAGUCAAUAUUGAUUUUUUGAUUAAUAUUCUUUUGAGAAAUCGUAAAAUGUCAGAUAUCUCUUUUUGUGUUCUUUGAUUUUCUCUUUUUUUUUCUUCAAUGAUAAUGAUAGCCUAUUGCAUAAAUAAAUUAUGACUUUUAUUUUUAUGCUGAAAAUCGUGCUAAUUAGUAAGUUGUUGGGGCCUUUUGGAUUUCCAUUCAAGUUAUCAUAUUUUACACUCUCAAAUUAUUCACUAUUUUUCCUUUUGAAUUAGAAAUAAAUGUGAAAUAAAUUGUGACAUGAAUAUUAAAUCUACUUAAAUACCUGUGGUUACUACACUUACCAAUGAAACCAUGUUAUGUUGUCUUUAGUUGAUAAUGAAGUGCAUUUAAACAAGGUUUGGAGGGAAAUAGAAAUUGUUUUAUAGAUACAUGUGAAAUUUUUGUUUAUAUUAGAUAUUAGAUUUUGUGAUUGUUUACCUCGCAAUUGUUUAUGAUUUGCAUAAUUUGAGAAUGCUUUCAGUUUAUAGUAAAGUGAGUCUUAUUUUGUUCUG